Molecule: messenger RNA, 2199 nt
Organism: Purpureocillium lilacinum
Lineage: Eukaryota; Fungi; Ascomycota; Sordariomycetes; Hypocreales; Ophiocordycipitaceae
Product: kinetochore-associated Ndc80 complex subunit ndc80
Biological process (GO): attachment of mitotic spindle microtubules to kinetochore
Cellular component (GO): Ndc80 complex
Source: RefSeq, a predicted model, not a curated record
AUGUCCCAAGACACUGGCCUUUGGAGCGUUCGCAGACCAAGAGAGACACUCGGAGGCCUCAACAUGAACACCGCAAUACCCGCGCCCGGCUCGACCAUGAAGCGCUCCAACUCGAGCAACCCAAAUUACACUGGCGGCCAUGUCCGAUCCAUGUCGGGAUCUAGGCAGUCCCUGGCCAUGUCGCGACCCAGCCAGCCGCUCUUCCAGCGCUCCUCGUCCGGCACGAACCUCACCGAGAUUGGCCUGUCAUCCGUCAAGCGCUCGUCCUUUCAACAGCCCAAAGGCGCCUUCUCCUCUGGCGUCCCCCAGACUCCUGCCCACGCGAGGGCGUCCAUGGAUGGCGACCGACGGAGCAGCGUCUACCGCCCGCGACAGUCGACGGCCGCACCCGUUCACCACCAAAGCUUCUUUCAGACGACACUGCAGCCCGCCGGUGUUCCGCGCGAUCCUCGCCCGCUCAAGGACCGGUCCUUCCAAACGCGCAUCGGUCAGGAGCUACUAGAGUACAUGGCUCGGAACGAUUUCGAGUCGCAGAUGAAUCACGUCCUGUCGCCCAACGUCAUGAAGUCGCCUACACAAAAAGACUUCAACUUCAUGUUCCAAUGGCUGUACCAUCGCAUCGACCCGAGCCAUAGGUUCCUCAAGAAUAUCGACCAGGAAGUGCCGCCGAUUCUGAAGCAGCUGAGAUACCCAUUUGAAAGGAGCAUCACCAAGAGCCAGCUCGCCGCCGUAGGUGGCCAGAACUGGAGCACGUUCCUGGGUCUACUGCAUUGGAUGAUGCAGCUGGCUCAGAUGCUGGACGGCUAUCUCGCCAACAAGUACGUGGACGACUGUCUCGAGGCCGGCGUCGAUGUCAGCGGUGAUCACGUCAUCUUUGACUUCCUCAGCAGCGCCUAUAGGGACUGGCUCUCCAUGGACGAAGACACGAGCGACGAGGAUGCGGAAAGGGUGCUGGCACCACACGUCGAGGCCAUGGCGCAAGCAUUCGAGCACUCGCGAUCCAAGUACACCUCGGAGCUAGAUAUGCUCGAGGCCGAAAACGCACGAUUGCUCAAGGAAAUCGAAGACCUGGAAAAGUCUACACCAGAUCCGGCCGUCCUGGACAACAACUUUAAGAUUAUGGAGGAAGACAAGAUCAAGUUCGAGGAGUACAACACGCUCGCCGUUCAGCGGUCCGAAAAAUACGAGAGCCGCAUCCAGGUCCUCCAAGAAGAACUCGAGAAGUUGGCAGACGAGCUGAAAGACGCCGAAGAGGAGCGCCGCAGCCUCCAGAAAGCCGUCGACGCCCAGGGCAUCAGCAUGCAGGAUAUCGACCGCAUGACUGCCGAGCGGGAACGGCUUCAAAAGGGGAUCGAGUCCGCUAGCCACCGCCUCGAAGAGGUGAAGAAGAAGGCGGCAGAGAAAGAGUCGGAGGCCAGCUACAAGCUUGAUGAGCUAGAGCGCAUGGUGGACAAGUACAACACGCUCGCAUACCAAAUCGCCCUGAUCCCAGCCACAGCAGCCAACGCCAACGGCCGCAACUACGAGCUCCAGGUCAUGGUCAACGACACGUCCGACUUCACGUCAAGCAAUCUGCAAGGCUCGGGGAGCGGACACUCGGCGGCCGAGCGCCUGCUGGUGGACGCUACUACCGGCUACCAGCCCGGACACAUCCUGAACCUGGACCUCCGCGGCCAGAUCCGCAGCAGCUUCGUGUCGCUGCGCAAGGAGAUUUCCGAGCGCCGCAGCGCUGCCAUGGACGACAUGAUGAAAGACCACGAUCUGCUGGACGGCAUCAAGGAGGCCAUCGAGGACAAGCGCAGCGAGGUCGACGCGCUGAAUCACCGGGUCCGCGCGGCCGAGGAAGAGUACGAGAAGACCAAGGAGGUGACGACGGCGCAGAAGAUGGGCUCGGACGCGCAGAUCGAGAAGAUGGAGAAGGAGCUGUCGAGGAUGCGCGCCGGCCUGACCGAGUCGGUCCAGCUGCUUGAGCAGCGGGAAAUCAACACGACCAUCGAGUACGAACAGCUGGUCCUCCGCGCGAGCUCCCUACGAGAAGAGCUGCACACGGAAAUCGACCGCAUGCUCAACGACGUCAUCAAGUUCAAGAUCCACGUACAAAAGAACCUGGACGACUAUGAGGGCUUCGUCGCCGACGAGCUGGAGAAGGAGCUGGGCGUCGAGGAGCCGCGCGACGAAACGCAGGCCAUGGAUAUGUAA